Xyrauchen texanus (razorback sucker) is the source of this 4717-nucleotide messenger RNA. RefSeq names its product Rap guanine nucleotide exchange factor (GEF)-like 1 (gene rapgefl1). The coding region runs from base 726 to 2591 and encodes 621 amino acids. Gene Ontology annotation, molecular function: guanyl-nucleotide exchange factor activity. The transcript has 15 exons. The record is from RefSeq and is a predicted model, not a curated record. Gene Ontology annotation, cellular component: plasma membrane. Lineage: Eukaryota; Metazoa; Chordata; Actinopteri; Cypriniformes; Catostomidae. Gene Ontology annotation, biological process: Ras protein signal transduction; positive regulation of GTPase activity.
GCAGAGAAGGCGGUAGAGAGAGAGAGAGAGAGAGAGAGACGUUGGGUGUGUAGGCUAUAGGCUACUGUAUGUGAGUGCGACGGAGCACAAUAUUUGUGCGGACUCGAGGCGCAGAACACUCGGUACCGUCCGUAAAAAGAGAAAUAAACAAGAAUUCGAGCACUGAACCGAUCAGGGAUCUAUAGACACGGAAUCUUCAGGAUCGGGUCUGCGACAGAAGCCUUUUUCCUUUGGACCUGCUGCCAUAGACGAUUCAUCUGCAUGGUCCAGCAUCUUGACAGAGACAGAUUUAUAUAUGCAUUAUAAACAGCUAGUUUUAAACCCCCUGCUGCUAUCGUUAUCUUUUAUUCGUCUAAUUGACUCCUCGAUCAAGGCUUCGUGACAGUGGCAAUGGAAAGCCUAAUACACUAAUAGCCUUCUCCUAGACGACCUGGAGGACUGCAGUGGAGGACGGGUUUCCCUGGGAUCUUUUUUUCCAGUCGUAGUAGGGGACUCAAUCAGCAUCCAUUUGAAUGCUAUUUUGUAACAUUGAUUAUGUUCUAAUGGCAGUAUUUUAUUCUUGACACCUCUGUCCAGCAGGGAGAAUUGAAUCAAUUGUUUUACAGAGUGUCGGUACUAUCAGCUAUGAUGUAGAAGCUCACGUCCACACCGUCUUCACCAGUGUUAAUUAUUGAGUAUUAAUUAGGAUCAACACACAGGGCCUUCUUGUUAUUGCUGUCAUCAAAAUGCCGGCUGGAAUGAAGCCUCUUGAAAAGUUCUUGAAGAAGCAGACCAACGCACUUACUCGGGCCGGAGGGUUCGGGGAUAAAGCAACCGGCACCGGGGCAUCGAGGCGGCGGGCCAGCCUGUCCCGUGUGGUGCCGUUCUUCAGGGAAACGUCUCCCGAGAGCGGCCCGGCUAGGGAGGUGUUCAGCCCGGAGACCGAAGAAGCGCCCUGCUGGCCCUCCGCCACUGCGGACAUCAGGAGCCCGUCACUGUCCAGCGAUGAACAGAGCUCGGAAGCGAGUCUGGACACGAACUGGACCCCGCUGCCCGCGGACACUCCAGAGAAUCUAGCGCUGGCGCUGCUGGAUAGUGUGGCGGGAAAACGUUACACCAACUGUACAGAAAUACUCCUGGAUGACUUCAUGCUAACACACCCAAUCUUCCUGGCCCCAGACAAGUUCCAGCAAGUCUUGCUUCAGCAAUUCAGUGCAGAGGGUAAGCAGGGUGAGGGCUGGCCCAGCUGGGACGGAGCAGAGCGGAAACUUACAGUGCUGACUGUUGCCUUUCGCUAUCUGGACACAUACAGAGACUUACUGCAGGAGGAGGGAGAUCGAUCCAACACCUUCCCAAAGGAGCUGUAUUUGUGUGCUGUUCAGGAGCUCAGACGCUUUCCUGAUCUGGUGGAGGAUGUCCUGAAACUUCAACGCUGGACUGAGAUACUUCACAGCCCGGCGGAGGAGGACAAGGAAAGUCGUAAGAAGCAAGUACGUCCACUCUUCCGACACUUCAGACGAAUCGAUGCCUGCCUGCAGCCCCGAGAGGCUUUCCGCGGCUCCGACGAGAUCUUCUGCAGGGUGUACACGCCAGAUCACUCAUACGUGACUAUUCGAAGUCGUCUGUCGUGCCGCGUUGGAGAGAUCUUGGCUCUGGUGAGAGAGAAGCUCCAGUAUAGCGAGGAUCAGCCGACCCAACCUGCCAACCUCGUACUGGUGGCCGUCACCUCAUCUGGGGAGAAGGCUGUGUUCCGUCCCAGUGAUGAGGCAGUUUUCACCACCCUGGGCGUCAACACCCACCUAUUCGCCUGUGAGCCCUCAGAGCUGGAGAGCCUGAUACCUCUCCCAGAGGAGAUCCAUUGGUCGCCAGGCGACAGCAAACUCCAUGACAUGAGCGCAGAGGAAGUGGCCAAUCAGCUUGUUGUGUUCGACUGGGAACUCUUCAGCUGUGUACACGAGGUGGAGUUUGUAUGUUACGUGUUCCAUGGGGAACAGGCUCGCUGGCGCCCCCUCAACCUGGAACUGAUACUACAGCGAUGCAGUGAGGUACAGCACUGGGUCGCCACGGAGAUCUUGCAGUGCCAGUCGCUUCCGAAAAGGAUACAACUACUGCGCAAGUUUAUAAAGAUCGCAGCCUUAUGUAAACAGCAGCAGGAUCUGCUGUCUUUUCUGGCAGUGGUUUUGGGACUGGACAACCCUGCAGUCAGCCGCCUACGUCUCACCUGGGAAGGUUUACCAGGAAAGUUCCGGAAGCAAUUUCAGCAGUUUGAGAGUAUUGCAGACCCAUCCAGGAACCACAAGUCUUACAGAGACCUUCUAGCCAGCCUUAGAGCCCCACUCAUACCAUUCACUCCACUGCUGCUAAAGGAUCUGACCUUCCUCCAUGAGAGCUGUAAGAGUUUCCAUGGGGAACUGGUUAAUUUCGAAAAGAUGCACAAAGUGGCCGAGAUGGUUCGAAGUAUCAGGCGGUAUAGGAGCACCCAGCUAGCAAUGGAAGCAGAGCCGUCCCUUUCUCAUCUCCAGACGAAAGCGUAUGUUCGGCAGCUGCAGGUCAUCGACAAUCAGAACCUGCUCUUUGAGAUGUCCAGCAAGCUGGAGCCAAAAGACAUGUGAAGGGACUAAGCGUACCUACAAGCCAUAUCUACAAAACCCUCUUGAUUCUUUCAAUAACCCCCAGACACCCACCUUUCAUUCUUCAUUUUUGCAGAUCAACCCUGUUGGGUUGUCAAUCAUCUCAGGCUCCACCUCCUAAUCAUUGAACAAGGAGAAUUGUUCAUGGUGUGAAUUGUGAUUUGAGUGAAUCUGUGUCAGAGUUAAUUAUGUCCGCCCAUAAGGGUCUGGGUUUAGUUUCCACCUUUUUUUUUGGUGCUGUUUACGACUGAAAGGAAAACUGUCCUGAUUGCACUGCCAUCAGUUGGACUUAACCAAAUUGACACCCAUCCGGGUCACCGGCAUACGUUUAAUCUGUUCAAUUUUGCAUCCAGGCCAUCAGAAACAUAGACUGCGUUUUGGCCAUUCAAUCCUUACUUGGCCCCCUCAAACAUCAGACAAUCUAACCUCUUGAACUUUGACUUUCGGUCUUCCCUCCUCCACCACCAACAUUGGCACUUACUGCAACCCUGUGCAUCUUGGUUGCGGUCAUUAGAUGUUAGUGUUCUGUAUAAAACAAAUGGAUCCCCAGCCAUCAAAUGAGUCCCAAAUCCAAGACCAGCUCCUACGUACAGGAUAUUCUCAUUAUCCUGGUUAAUAUAGAAUGAUAAUAAGGAAGAGAUUUAUCUUAACAGAAGCCAAACAAGACUGGUCACUCUCCUCACUUAUUGAAGAUUGAUAACAGACCAAAAACAAGUGACCACAUGCAGUAUUUGUGAAGCUUUGACAGAACCUCUCAUAACUAUAUUAGAAACCUUUACUAUACUGGUAAUAUGGAUCAUUUCUGUUGGCCCAACCUAGUUUCAAAUGUAGAACCUAACAUGGGCGAGCACUUUUUUUUAUCAGUAUGCCCUCGAGUUAUGUUGAAAGGGCCUAUAGUAUACUUUCAUUCUAAUGGGAAAAAUACAUUUUGUGACUGGAUAAGAAUCAGCUUAUUUGCACCCAAAUUUUCUCCUGAGCUUUUAUAAGUUAAAAAGACAAAACGGGCUCAGAUCAGGUGAAAAACUCUAAAUGGGAUGACUUGUCUUGGAUUGGACUCUCUCAGGAUCUCCUCCUGAGGUCAUACGUGAGACUGCCUGUAAGGCUGCAGUGUACAUAUAUCAUGUAAAUAGCUAAAUAAAUAAAUAUGAAUAUGACUCUAUUUUAUGUAAGAGCUAUGAGAUGGACUCUCAAGAAGAACAUUUGUUUUGUAAAUCUAAGAAACAAUUGUACGUGUACAGUUUAAAAGGCGACGACCCGGACAGAGUCUGUGGCUUUGCGAUGAAAGAAUUGUAUAGCAUAUUCGCUGGUUUUGUUGUUUCCGUUUGAUAUCAUUUGUUAUCCAUUACAGAUGACUUGUACAUAUCCUCUGUUUUGGUUGCAUAGGGUUUUAUUUUUGUUUUGUUUUUUUGCAUAGUUUGUCUGCAAUGGAUGAAUUGUACAGCAUGUACUGUAGGCAGUUUAGUUGAAUUCUGCUGUUAUUUUGUUAAAGUUUUCUCAUUUGUUUAAUUUGAUAUUUUCAAAGCGGGUAUUAUCUUGUUGUUUUGGUUUUGUACAGAAGUCCGUGUUUACAGUGCGUUUCUCUGAAACUCAGACAUGUCCAAUGAAAGACAGAAGGACGGGGCAGGGAAAACUGCUCUGCCCCCUUUCUUGAUAUGAGACAAAGAUGCAUCUAAAAUAAAGCCUCUUGUGAUGAGCACGUGAGACACUCUUCCUCAGAAAACUGUGUGUGUAUAAGAUGCAUUUAUGUGGUGCAAACAUGACACUAAAUUCUAUAUUGCUUAAAAACAAAACUUUCUGGCCAAAGAAUGCUUCUAGUAAGUAUAUAGUGCAGAUGCUUUUAUCAAGCAACUCCUGAAUGACUUAUCAGGACCCCUUGUGCCAUAUAGAGUCAAGUUGAUUUUCUUUUACUAUUCAUGAGCAAGACACAUCUAGAAAUGUGUAUGGGGGUUUAGUAUCACUUAAAGGGGUCAUAUAAUGGUACAUGCACUUUUUCAAGUUGAUUGUACUGAAAUGUGUGUUGGCUGUGCCUGUACACAACCAUCCUAUUAUGAUAAAAAUCCAUCCAGUGUUUUUGUUUUAAUCUCCUUAUAUAUUUUCCCCUGCCUCAA